Molecule: messenger RNA, 754 nt
Organism: Phascolarctos cinereus (koala)
Lineage: Eukaryota; Metazoa; Chordata; Mammalia; Diprotodontia; Phascolarctidae
Product: interleukin-36 alpha-like
Biological process (GO): inflammatory response to antigenic stimulus; cytokine-mediated signaling pathway; cellular response to lipopolysaccharide
Molecular function (GO): interleukin-1 receptor binding; cytokine activity
Source: RefSeq, a predicted model, not a curated record
CUCCCACUGUGUCUAUUUAAAAGGCAGAGAAUUGCAGAAGAGAGUUUGAGACCUCCCAGAACAACAGCUCGGACCCGGGGCCACAAGGACAAGGGUGUCACACAGGUGUUGAGAAGACCCAACCAUGGACACAAAAGAUGACCACCUAUUGUCAUCAGGAAUUCCCUAUGUUUUCCGUAUCCAAGAUUUCAACCAGCAAGUUUUGGCCCUGAAGAAUAACACUCUCAUAGCAACACCACACAGUGAUCACGUGACUCCUGUCUUUUUGGAAUCGAUGCCAUGUAGAGACAAAGAGUACCUUGUGACAGACAAAGGAACAGCUAUUUAUCUGGGAAUACAGAACAAAGAACUCUGUUUGUUCUGUGAAGAAAGUGGAGGGCAGCCCAUCUUGAAAAUGCAGGGUAAUAACGUAAUGGCCCUGUACUCUUCAGUGAAAGCACAGAAACCUUUUGUCUUUUACCAAAAUCAGGCUAAUAACACAUCAACCUUUGAGUCAGCUGCAUGUCCUGGAUGGUUCAUCUGUACCUCAAACGAGAAAGACCGACCCGUCACAAUGACGCAAAACAGAGGGACAAAGUAUAAUACAGACUUUUAUUUAACAUCCAUGAGCUGAGUUUGGGAUGGGCAACCUCAGCAGCAAAAGAACCUGACCUUGCUGUAAAGUAGGGACUCUCAACCUUUUCUUUCCUUUUUUUUUUUUUUAAAUGUCAUGGAGUCCUCUGGUAUUCUGGCAAAGCUUAUGGAUGCACAUGAA